GAGACAUUCAGUCGGGAUCAGUGUGCAAGUUCAUGGGAUUAUAUAAACUCCUACGUGUUUAAGGGAGGUGGAGACAACUUAGCACCCCCCUCCCCCGUCCUUGACUGAAAUCACCAACUUAUUUUGCACAAGGGAGACGUGUGAAGGACUCCCACAGCACUUGAAAUGGAGGCCCCCGAUGGCUACUGUGCUAGUAACGGCCAAUGCUCUCCCGGUAAGGAGAACUCGAGAAUGUUGGCGGAUACGUCAACACCUAAUGGACAGACAGUUCCUCAGGGUCCUAAUUCCCCCAGUGAACUGACAAUUAAGCAAGAGGAAGAAACAGCGGAGGAGGCUGACAACAGAAGCCCAGCACUUGAAGAAAUAGGCCAAACAGGGGAGGAAGGAGCAGCAUUGGAGGAAUCAAUGACUGGCAGCCCAACCAUUGCACAGGAUGGUUUAUCUGAGCCAAAUGUGACAGCUGACGCAGGAAGUCGACAACCAAACGGUGACAGGCCGUUCCAGUGCAACCAGUGUGGCGUCUCGUUCACCCAGAAGGGAAACCUGCUGCGACACAUCAAGCUGCACACAGGCGAAAAACCCUUCAAAUGCCCCUUCUGCAGCUACGCCUGCCGGCGGCGCGAUGCCCUCAGCGGGCAUUUGCGCACUCAUGCUGUUGGCAAACCACACAAGUGUAACUACUGUGGGCGGAGCUACAAGCAGCGCACUUCUCUGGAGGAACACAAAGAGCGCUGCCAUAGUUACCUGCAGGGCAUCAGCUUGGAUCCGAACACCAACACUGGCCCUUACGCAGGUGAGGUCCCUAAAGAGCCGAGGCCCAUGGCAGAACCCAACACCAUGGCUUCCUUUGAUCGGCCGCCCGUUAUUGAAAGGUUACAGAGCAACGUGGGCAAGAGGAAGAGCACCACGCCUCAGAAAUUUGUGGGUGAAAAGAUGGUACGCUACAGUUACCCUGAAGUAGGCUAUGAGAUGGGCCUUAAGUAUGAGAAGCAGGCUGAACUGAUGUCAGCCCACAUGAUGGACCAGGCCAUCAGCAAUGCCAUCACAUACCUGGGAUCGGACACUCUUCGGCCCAUGCUCCACCAUCCAGGUCCCCCUCUCUCUAUGGGCGAAGUGGUGCCCAUGGUCAGCCCCCUCUUCCACCAUGUCUUGCCAUUGGGCCAACGAACAGAGCGUCCAGGAAACUGUGAGGCACUGCCGCCACAGCCACCUCAGCCCCAUGACUUCCCCAGCCAUCCCACCACAAACGGCCCUAGCGCUUUAUCCAGGCAGGGCAAGCUGCGCCAGCCAGGGCAAGAGGAAUCUCCCAACAACAGUGGAAUUGACUCUGCUGACUCAGCUCGCAGCAGCCCUCACGAGAGGCAGGGCUACCACGGGAGCAACCCCACUCCCAGCCUCAGGUCUCGAGCCAGUCCAGCGGUGGUCUAUUCAGGUGAACGGGUGACAGAAGCAUCACAUCGUGGGGCAGGAAUGGGGUCUGGGAUGAUGCGAGUGGCCACAGAGAGGCCUGUGAGCCAGGAAGGGGUGCGGGUGUUUGGACAAGAGGGCCAGGAGUUGCGGGCCUUCCAGUGUGAGCACUGCCGGGUGCUCUUCCUGGACCAUGUCAUGUACACCAUCCACAUGGGUUGCCACGGAUACAGAGAUCCGCUGGAGUGCAACAUCUGUGGUCACCGCAGCAAAGACCGCUAUGAGUUCUCCUCUCACAUAGUCCGUGGUGAACACACCUUCCAGUAAGAGGAUGGGUUAGGGAUUACAGGAAGGACAAAGAAGGGAAAGGAGCAAUAGCCUAAUAUCCGUCCUUACCCCCAGGCCUCUGAGACUGCACAGUUGAAUGACACUGUAGACAAGUGUAGCACAAUCAUAGCAUAGACUUCUUUUUAAGCUACUUAUUGUGAAUCUGAACAGUUGAACAAUUAUAUGAAGGUAUGGGCCAAAGACACAUUUUCUACAUAUUUAAUUGAGAUUACUAUAGAAGAAGGAAGGUAAGUUUUUCUCUCUCAAGAUGUUCAUGAAUUGUAUAACAGAGCAGCUGUCACAUGACUUUGACUAGUUUUUCAUUUUAGUCUUCUUUGUAUAUGUCUUCUGUUGUGCUUGUCCUGUAACCAUGCUUUUGUUAAAGAAAAAAUGUUUUCACUCUUGCGAAGUAAUGAAUGCAUACAGAUAGAAUGUCAUAAUCAGCACUGGUGAUGGAGGUAAAGACUUCAGGUAGUCUCUAAUUCAAUUAAACAUAAUAAUAAUAAUAAUAAUAAUAAUAAUAAUAAUAAUAAUAAUGAUAUUGACUU
Messenger RNA from Epinephelus lanceolatus (giant grouper), 2282 nucleotides. RefSeq names its product IKAROS family zinc finger 2 (gene ikzf2). Lineage: Eukaryota; Metazoa; Chordata; Actinopteri; Perciformes; Serranidae. The record is from RefSeq and is a predicted model, not a curated record. Gene Ontology annotation, biological process: regulation of transcription by RNA polymerase II. Gene Ontology annotation, molecular function: RNA polymerase II cis-regulatory region sequence-specific DNA binding; DNA-binding transcription factor activity.